ACCCUAAGCCCUUUGGAUCCGGCCAUGGCCACCCGCCGGGCCCUCGCCUCCCUCCUCCGAUCCUCCGCUCAACGUUCCCACGCGAUCAGGCUCCCUGCUCCCCGCCGCCUUCCCCCGUCGAUCGCAUCCCGCACCUCCCCCACCGGGUUUCUCCUCUCCCGCGCCGUCGAGUACGCCACAACCUCAGCGGCAACUGGGGCCCCGACGACCCAGCAGUCUCCCUCCUCUAAGGGCCUCACGGGCAAGAUCACCGACGAGUUCACCGGCGCCGGCUCGAUCGGACAGGUAUGCCAGGUGAUCGGAGCCGUCGUGGACGUCCGCUUCGAUCAGGGUCUACCGCCGAUCUUGACGGCGCUGGAGGUCUUGGACUACCCGAUACGGUUGGUUUUGGAGGUGGCGCAGCAUCUGGGGGAGAACAUGGUGCGGACGAUCGCCAUGGAUGGGACCGAGGGGCUCGUUCGUGGGCAGAAAGUUGCGAAUACCGGCUCUCCCAUCACUGUUCCUGUUGGCAGGGCCACCCUCGGAAGAAUCAUUAAUGUCGUUGGAGAGCCCAUAGAUGAGAAUGGUGACAUAAAGACUAGCCACCACCUUCCUAUCCAUCGUGAGGCCCCUGCUUUUGUUGAGCAGGCUACAGAACAACAAAUUCUUGUCACAGGAAUCAAGGUUGUGGACCUUCUCGCUCCUUACCAGAGGGGUGGUAAAAUUGGGCUCUUUGGUGGUGCCGGGGUAGGGAAGACAGUGCUCAUUAUGGAACUCAUUAACAAUGUCGCUAAAGCCCAUGGUGGGUUCUCUGUCUUUGCUGGUGUUGGAGAGCGAACUCGUGAAGGCAAUGACUUGUACAGGGAAAUGAUUGAGAGUGGUGUCAUUAAACUUGGAGAUAAGCAGAGUGAGAGCAAAUGUGCUCUUGUCUACGGUCAGAUGAAUGAGCCUCCUGGUGCUCGUGCACGCGUCGGGCUUACUGGCUUGACCGUGGCUGAACACUUCCGAGAUGCUGAAGGACAAGAUGUGCUUCUUUUCAUUGACAACAUAUUCCGUUUCACCCAAGCAAACUCUGAAGUGUCAGCUCUACUUGGACGUAUUCCUUCUGCUGUUGGUUAUCAACCAACUUUGGCUACUGAUCUGGGAGGACUUCAAGAACGUAUCACGACAACAAAGAAGGGUUCAAUUACCUCUGUCCAGGCAAUUUAUGUGCCUGCUGAUGACUUGACUGAUCCUGCACCUGCAACUACCUUUGCGCAUCUUGAUGCUACGACCGUGUUGUCACGACAGAUAUCGGAGCUUGGAAUAUAUCCUGCUGUCGAUCCUCUUGAUUCAACAUCUAGAAUGCUUUCUCCUCAUGUGUUAGGUGAAGAGCACUACAACACUGCUCGUGGUGUUCAGAAGGUCCUGCAGAACUAUAAAAAUCUUCAGGAUAUUAUUGCUAUUUUGGGCAUGGACGAACUCAGUGAAGAUGAUAAAUUAACUGUUGCUCGUGCUCGAAAGAUCCAGAGGUUCCUUAGCCAGCCUUUCCAUGUUGCUGAAGUCUUCACGGGUGCACCUGGAAAGUAUGUGGAAUUGAAGGAGAGUGUUAGCAGCUUCCAGGGUGUUUUGGACGGCAAGUACGAUGACCUUUCAGAGCAGUCAUUUUACAUGGUUGGAGGGAUUGAGGAAGUUAUUGCCAAGGCUGAGAAGAUUGCCAAGGAUUCCGCUUCUUGAGGAAAACUGCAAAUUUAAAUAAUCUGAAAAAGGUGCUUAUGAUGGUUCAUGCGCCCAAAAACGUUUUUACUUUUAAUUUUAAUUUUUUUAUUUUUUUUUUGGCGGAUGUUUAGGUCUUGAGAAAAAAGCCCAAGUUUCUGCUUUUUAACUAAUAAAACCAUCUGAACAUUCUUUUUA
Molecule: messenger RNA, 1872 nt
Organism: Musa acuminata subsp. malaccensis (wild Malaysian banana)
Lineage: Eukaryota; Viridiplantae; Streptophyta; Magnoliopsida; Zingiberales; Musaceae
Product: ATP synthase subunit beta, mitochondrial
Biological process (GO): proton transmembrane transport; proton motive force-driven mitochondrial ATP synthesis
Molecular function (GO): proton-transporting ATP synthase activity, rotational mechanism; ATP binding; ATP hydrolysis activity
Source: RefSeq, a predicted model, not a curated record